GAGAGCAGCCUCUCCCGCGGCUCCCCCGCCCACCCGCGUCGGGCUGGAGACGGAGGGAAACACUCUGUCCUCGGCGCUGACACUCGGGGCGUGGAGCUAGCAGACGCAUUGCACUUAGCGAGGCGGCGGCCCAGGCUGAUAAGUCGUUUUCUCCGACAUUUGGCUCGCUAACUAGUUUAGCUAGCUGAUGUUCAACCGGCAGCAUGGAUUUCGACGCGUUAUUUAACGAGCGGACAUUUCAGCUGUCGGACUUCCAGGAAUUUACGUUUCUUCCUGGACACCAGAAGUUGUCUGAAAGAGUGAGAAAGCGACUGUAUUACGGCCUGGACCAAGACGUCUCUCUGGAUGCCCUGUCUUGUCCUGUUACAGAUAUUGCCGUAGAGAUCCUCCAGAAAUCUGCUCCUAGCCCGAUCCGGAAGCUCCAGAAGAAGUAUGCUGCUCAUGUUGCCAGGGAGGCAUGCAUUUCUCCGUGUGCCAUGAUGCUGGCUCUAGUUUACAUAGAAAGGCUCCGACACAGAAACCCUGAAUACCUGCAAAAGAUUUCUUCCUCUGACCUGUUCCUGAUCUCCAUGAUGGUUGCCAGCAAGUACCUAUAUGAUGAAGGAGAGGACGAGGAGGUUUUCAACGAUGAAUGGGGGGCAGCUGGGAAGCUGGAUGUGCAAACUGUGAAUACCCUGGAGAUGAAUUUCUUGAAUGCCAUUGAGUGGAGCCUCUUCACUGAGCCUAGUGACUUCUUUGACAUAUUAAGUCAACUGGAAACCAGCAUAGCGGAGCGGCAGGGGAUGAAACGUGGCUGGUUCACUUACACUGACCUCUGUGUGCUGCUGGAGCAGUCAGCAUGGAGACAAGCCCUCACAGCCAUCUACCAGCACUUCACCAAGGUGUCCUGUAUGCUUGGCCUGGUCUAUCUGACCAGUGUGGCCGGCCUUAUUGCCACCAGCGCCGUGCUGCACCAGCUCAGUCUUCCCAGGAGCAGCCAGCUCCUGGUUCCUCCUCCAGCUGAAGUCAGCCAGGUCCCUGUCCAGACCCCCAGCCUACAACCUGACACCCCUGAUUCUGCCUACCGCCUCCCCUGCUGCGUCCAGGGCAACAAGAGUCUAAAUCGCCAGACCAGUGCACUUGUAAACAACCAACACCACCAGCCCAGCCCCCCAUCAGCGUCCUCCCAGACAUCCAUUCUAUGUCUCUGGGGCUCCCUCCUCGCCUCACUAGGUCACAUACACCCCGAACUGAAAUCUGAGCUGGAAUCUCCCCAGACAUGGUCUGCUGCCUCGCUCUUCUGCCCUGGUUGUCUUGCUUCUCUCCCCCCACUUCAGUGUGGGCCCAGGAACACCUCCUCAACGCUGUUUGCUCACGGACCCAUCGGUAACCAUCAGCUGCAUGCACCAUGGCUGACUUCCAGCCUCCUUGGGGGUGCAGCGCCAAAUCUGGACUCCCGCCUGGGGGUAUUGCCCGCUCUCCGGCCGGGACCCUGCCAUCCAGAAUCCAUGUUGCCCCUAGACAAAGCCGAGGCUCUGCUUAUACCUGGCUAAAGACCAACAAACUCCACUGCUGUCGACCUGCGGUGAUGGAUUCUGGAAAUGAAACCAGCAUUCUUUUCAUAACUCAUCAACCGCUCACAGUGAUGUUUUUCUAUACUUUUCCAAAUUUAGUAUACAUGCAAAACAACAAGAAUUGCCUUGGGUUACAGCACAGUUUAGUAAUCGCUCAAACACUGCAAAUGCAAGUGUGGAAAUUCACCUAAUACCCAAACCUAUAGAAUGGCAACAGAUGAAGUUUUCACACAUUUCAUGAAUAUUUGCCAUAAGUGAGAUGCCAUAUAGUUCUUUUAAUUCUCUGUGUUAUAUCUGGUUUCACAUUUAACCUCAUAGCUGAUCACAAGGAACUUUAAGAGGAUUGGAGAAAAUGGAAAUCAAUAUUUCUAGUUUGAAAUGUUUUGCUUGCCUGCACUUUGGUUUUGCAAGUUUGUUUGCUACCCACAUCUACCUUUGUUGGAAAGUUAAAGCGCGAGAGGCUGAUGCAGAGCGAUUGUUGUAUUUUGAAGUGAGUUUUCAUCUAAUGUUUCAGCUAUGACGCUAUAGCUGCAUGCUACUUGACAGGUUGGAGAAUGUGUUAGGAGGUUCAGCAGCAUAUUUUGAAGUUGAUAAGUUUCAUAGUAUGUUUAUCUUAAAGAUAGGGCUUGAGAUUGAGAAGAAAGGAGUAGGAGGUUGGUUUUUAACAUUCUCAUUUUUUGCAUCUGUAGGUUUACUGUUUGAAAAUGGUCACACCGAUACUUCCGGCACUGAUUUAGCACAACUGAUACUUUUUGUUAACAUUGGAGAAAUAGUUUUCAAAUUGUCUGAAGCCCUCCUUUUUCUUGUAAGUAUUCCUUGAACUUGAGAGAAAAAAAAAAAGCUUUGGUCAGGAGAAAGCAGCAAGAAAGGGAAUCUUCAGUUGACAAUCUGAAUGCACAUUCUUAGUUUGUAUACCUCAGUGUAACUGUCAUUAACCACAGACAGCACAGGCAGAAACACCACAUUCUGAUAUUUAAAAGCUAGCCUUUCCUCUCAUUUGUUCUCUAUUUAUUGUGUAAUAGGAUGCUGCGGAUAUCAUAUUUUAAUCUUUAUUAUGUGUGGGGGAAUUCAUAUUUCUGCAACAGGAAGCCACAUAACUUUACAACCACUCCUGGGACAGGUCAGACUUUACCACAGUGAAGACAUUUUACAAGCCAAUAUUUUUUACUUUUUUCCUUCCCUUUAGGUAAACCUGUCAGUCAGGGAGGUGGGCUCCUAGAGUUUUAGAUGAUAUCUAGUUAUUCUGCUUGGCUUUUUUGAAGUGGAAAUGUUGGACAUAAUGGCAUUCACUUGUGAACUUGGAUCUGUUUGAAGGCUAUUAACCUCUAACCUUUUGAUAACAUUUCUCUAUUGACAUGGAUGAGACAUGAUACCACCGUAGACAUUGAAACCAAAAUAUAGCAUCUGGAAUUUGCACAACUUUAUCCAUUUCCAUUGCAACAUAUGUCACUCCAUGAUCAUUGCAUCCUCAGAUUCAUCCUGUGAAUGCCAGUUUUUUGUGGAAAAGGAAACAUGCUAGGGAUGGUAAUAUUUUGACAUUAUUUACUUGGCUUUACAUGGAUUUGUUUCCUAGAAAGGCAAUGUGGUCCCAGGGACAUUUUUUAGAUUGAGCCUUUAUCACAUUGCUCAGAGCAUCUGAAUUUGAGACAUUUGGAAGCACGAUGUCCUUUAAUUUUGUAAACAAUGUAAAAUACAAAUGAUGUAAAAAUAUGUAGAGAAGCCCAGUCUUAAUAAAAAAUUGAAAUUUCUGCUUAA
Molecule: messenger RNA, 3308 nt
Organism: Myripristis murdjan (pinecone soldierfish)
Lineage: Eukaryota; Metazoa; Chordata; Actinopteri; Holocentriformes; Holocentridae
Gene: cnppd1
Product: cyclin Pas1/PHO80 domain containing 1
Exons: 8
Coding region: 204-1532 (442 amino acids)
Biological process (GO): regulation of cyclin-dependent protein serine/threonine kinase activity
Cellular component (GO): nucleus; cyclin-dependent protein kinase holoenzyme complex
Molecular function (GO): cyclin-dependent protein serine/threonine kinase regulator activity; protein kinase binding
Source: RefSeq, a predicted model, not a curated record